Molecule: messenger RNA, 1341 nt
Organism: Vicia villosa (hairy vetch)
Lineage: Eukaryota; Viridiplantae; Streptophyta; Magnoliopsida; Fabales; Fabaceae
Product: peptidyl-prolyl cis-trans isomerase CYP21-4-like
Exons: 8
Coding region: 203-895 (230 amino acids)
Biological process (GO): protein peptidyl-prolyl isomerization
Molecular function (GO): peptidyl-prolyl cis-trans isomerase activity
Source: RefSeq, a predicted model, not a curated record
UUAAAAAUGUGACCACAACAACAUUGGAAAACAAGUCCGAGUCUUGAUUUCAAUCUUAUACACCAAUUUUCUCCAUUUCAUCGUUGAAACGAACCACCAACCGCGUCGAUUUCCCCCUUCUGUAAAACCCAACUUCGUUUCUUCUGCGAUCCAUUCACUGCCUCAACCUCCACUUCACUUCACCGCAAAAAAAUCUCGUUAAAUGGCUAGGAUCAAGCCUCAGGCUCUGUUACAGCAAAGCAAAAGGAAGAAGGGGCCUUCUCGCAUUAGCGCGGCUACUAUUAUAUUUUAUGCUUUGAUUCUUGUGUUGGUUGGGUUUUUCCUUUUGGCUACAUACAGACAUUGGUCCAACAGAUCAAGAUUGCAAUUAGAAAACAACUCGACAAUAUCUGAUGAGGGUGAAAAUAGUUUUGUGGACUCAAAGAAAUCUGAGCUACCUGGAUAUGCUGUUUUAAAUACCUCUAAAGGGUCGAUAAUAGUAGAACUGUACAAGGAAAGUGCUCCUGAAGCUGUUGAUGAAUUUAUCGACUUAUGUCAAAAAGGGCACUUCAAAGGGAUGCUUUUUCAGCGUGUAAUUAAGCACUAUGUAAUUCAGGCAGGGGAUGGCCAAGGAACAGGAGCAGCUGAUUGGAACUUAAGAGGAAAGCAACCUACAAGUAUGAAACACGAAGCGUUCAUGCUUGGAACAUCGAAGGGCAAACACACCAACAAAGUAUUUGACCUCUUCAUUACAACUGCACCGAUCCCAGAUCUUAACGAGAAGCUUAUUGUGUUUGGGCAAGUCAUCAAGGGAGAGGACGUUGUUCAGGAAAUUGAAGAAGUGGAUACCGAUGAACAUUACACUCCCAAAAUAUCUAUUGGAAUACUUGACGUGACUCUCAAACAAAAGAUCUGAAGUCUCUCUCCUAGAUCAAGAGCAUAACGAGCGCUCACGGUUCACUUAUAACAUGUUUUGUUGCUCCGGUCUAAUCUGUUGUACAGGAUGAUGAACAUUGCGAAGUUCAUCUGGGGGGCAUCUAUCAAAUUUUUGAGCCUUGAUGUUGUUUUUUCUUUUGCUAUUUUUAGUUAUGAACAGUGAUACAGGGGUUAUGCAAUCUCCUAUUCUUGCCUCUUUCUGUUACUUUAUUUGUUUUUUUUUCUUCUUUUCUAUUUCAUUUGAUUUUUGAGAAGGAAAGGCGGCGGGAUUUGUGUAUGCUUGUAAGAUUUGGUUAUUUUUCUUUUUUAUUUUAGCAUCAUUACUCUUUAUUUGUAGCCUCAAUGAGUUCACAAGAUACUCUUAACUUGAAGUUUAUACGUCUUUUGUACUUUCACUAAUGCCAAGUUUUGUAAUGUUAUCUUAAA